Messenger RNA from Camelina sativa (false flax), 1170 nucleotides. Its product is annotated as F-box protein At3g60790-like. The record is from RefSeq and is a predicted model, not a curated record. NCBI's taxonomy places the organism in Eukaryota, Viridiplantae, Streptophyta, Magnoliopsida, Brassicales, Brassicaceae.
AUGCUUGAUUCUUGGAUCCAAAUACUGACUAGUAUAAAGAAAACCAAAAAACUUAUUCUUGGAAAUUUUAAUGGUCGUCUCCUACCAACGCCUGAAUCCAAUGUGCUCAAGUUGUCCCCAAAUACAUUCAACCAUCCAUACCUAACAACAGUCUCGCUAUAUCAAUACAUAUUAAAGGAUGCACACGCCUUUAAUAAUUGUAAGAAUCUCAAGCACCUUGAACUUCAUCAGAUCUUUGGUGAGGUUAGUGUAUUCAACAAAGUCAUCUCCUCUUGCUCCUCCCUCGAGGUUCUUAUCCUACAAAUCUUUUUCAACAAUCCAACUGGUCAUCUGAAGAUCAUUGAUCACAAAAAUUUGAGAAUUUUGUUCAUGUCUUGCAACCAAAUUGAUGGCAUUGAAGUGUGUGCACCUCAUCUUGAUAUGCUCUCCAUAGAAUUUAUCUUAUGUGAUAUUGAUAACGUCAUUCUCGAAAUUCCUAGACUCCCUUUUCGUAGAAAUUAUUGGGUUGCAGGAAAAAUCUUUCCUCAUACCAGCAUUAAUAUCUCAAGCUCCACUAAGGAGAACGAAAGCAAUUGGAUGUUGACAGGUCCUGUCAACUAUGUAACAAGACCCGCAUCUUUAUCUGUGAAUGUAAAUUUGACGAAUCUGCAAGAAGUCGAGGUGCUAAGGAAAAUAUUAGGAUUGUGGACUGAAAAAAUGAUAGAACUUGAAAUAUCAUUUGAGAAUAACAAUCUUCUUGGGGAAGAAGGAAAUCCUUCUAACUGUGGAGCACAAGAUAAUAUCUGGGAGAAGGUAGAACCGUUUCCCAACGCUGAUUUUCGCGUGGAUACUGUAUGGAUGUACAAUUUCAGUGGUUCAAAUGAAGAAGAGUUUGCACUAGCUUCACGUUUGGUGAUGCAAAAGACAGUAUUGAAGAAGCUGAUGAUCAAGACAACAACGUUUACUAAAAAGAAGAAAGAUAUAGAGCUGGCAGUUUCCAAACUAAAUGAACUUCCAAAAGGUAACAAGGAGCUUAGUAUCGAAUGCUUCUACUGAGAUUUGGUUUGAAUCUAUCUAUAAGAAGUAACCCUUUAAUUAUUAGUUUGAAGAUUAUAUCUUCUCAACUUUCAAGUUAUUAAUGUUUCAAAAAUAAUAAUAAGAUAUAGACAUAAUGUUGUAUUUAAUUUUGGU